Molecule: messenger RNA, 2234 nt
Organism: Aedes albopictus (Asian tiger mosquito)
Lineage: Eukaryota; Metazoa; Arthropoda; Insecta; Diptera; Culicidae
Exons: 3
Coding region: 728-1582 (284 amino acids)
Cellular component (GO): membrane
Source: RefSeq, a predicted model, not a curated record
AGCUCGCGAGUAUGAUGAUGAUCCGCCAACCCGGGCGGUGGCGAUUGAUGAACUGUCCGAGGGAGGUUGUUUUUGUCGUUAUCGUAUAGGCUUAUCGCGGCAGGUGCCCCGUGCCACCACGUACGGCGACGACGACGCACCGCUGCCCAUGUUGUCCGGGAUAAUUAGUUUGAAGAAGGGUACCAAUCAUGUUGUGGUCGGUCAUGGCGGGGGUAGAGAGAGGAUGUCGACUGCUGCAAGUAUGUAGAUUAGAUGUUGGUCGAAGAACGACCUCGAAAGGAAAGUGCGAGUUGUUGUUCAAGGGCGCACAUUAUCCGCGCGACGGCCAAGUCACCGACCGAAAGGGAGGGGAGGGAUAUUUGAUGAUACUGUGUAUAAAAGCCCCUGGAGCCGGGGACAUGAAUCACAAACCAUCUGUGAACAUUGAUAACGCAAGGUUCCUGACCAGCUGCUGUCGUCGGUCGGUGGUCUAGAGUGUGUGUGAUAACGGGGCGAAAGGAUUAGGGGAUAGUGUGCAACCGAGUUGAUGUGGCCAUGAGGACGUUGAUUGAAGUGCAAACUUUGUAGAACAGAGUGUUAUCCUGGACUGAAGUGUGUCCGUUAAUUGAAAGUACUCGUAAAGUGAUUCGGUUUAUAGCUCGGCAACAGGUGGCUAUCGAGUGAAGGAGAGCAAAGUGUGGAAGUGCUCUGAUUAGGUUGUGCGUAGAUCAGAUUGUCAGGGUUAAACAUGAUUCCACGAAGAUCCAAUGCGGCGGCGGCGGUGGUUAUCCUGUUGCUGGCAGGUGUUGUUGCCCUAAGCCAAGCUGACGACGGUGGUGUUGGCUCCAGCCCCAGUGCACCGAACAAGUUGGAUGAUUACGUGCUUACUACCCAGUCCGAGUGCUAUAAAUCGAAGCGGUUGGUGUCCUGUUUCAAGUAUCGGAUUUCGCGCUACAUUUGGUCGUUCGCGUCCGGCCGUAUGAACUGGUUGCUGUCGGAGGAUAAAGCCUACGAGGGUGGCAACGGGCUGCGGUUAGUGAGACUAAACGAGCCACAGGAGGACGACGUGUUCCCGGAGGCACGGCAGAUUUUACCGCACGACAACGAAAUCAUGAAGGCAGCCAAAUUUCUGCAACGUUCGCUGAACACAUUCAUCGCCGCCCACGGCGUACGGAUCGGCAUGGGCUCGGACAGUGGCGCCCGGUUCUUCGACGACGUGGACAACUUCGACGGCCGGGGCAAGAAGAAGAAGCGGUGGAACAUGAUCCUGCCGUUGGCGCUGAUGCUGAAGCUGGUGCACAUGAAGCUGCUGCUCAAGCCCAUCCUGCUCGGUGUCGGUUUGAUCCAGGUGCUGCUCAUCGCCGGCGGUCUUAUUAUAUUCAAUUACUUCCGGCACAGCAGCAUCUGCCGGCUGCAGCCACAUGUGGUGCACUCGCACUCGCACAUCGCCAGCGAAUCGUCACCGGAGAUUUCCUAUUCCGCCUACGGAGCUUAUCCAUCGUACUCGGCCUCACCGUACAACGCUUACAGCAAGGAUUGGGCCACCAACCGGGCCUACAGUGCGUACAGCUUCCUGGAUGCCAUCGACAAUCACAAAAUCUAAUAAUGGCACCCAAAAUGGCGUGCCCCAGUUCAAAAUAGGAAAUCCAGGGGAUCAUCCAGUGUUCCAGUACUAACUCAAUCAAAACCCUUACUAAUGCUGAAUUUCCAUCCAAUUGACGUAUUUCUGUGUUCAUCUUAACUCUCUAUCUGCUCAAUCACUUCAUCUAACUAAGUCUUUUCUACAUAAUUUACCCUUUCCAAACUCUUCAUCUUGAUUUCCGAUCCAAAUAUUUACCUAAUCUAUCAUCCACUUCACUCUACCAUUAUUUUUCAUCCUCCCCUCUCACCAGCAUUGCUAGUCUCAGAUCCCACGUAGAAGAUUAUACUAUAAACGCACUUUCGAAAGCGCCGCUUCCAUUUUCCUUCUGGAAAUGUAAGUGUUUGCUUGAGGAUGACGACGGUAGCUCUAAAGAGCACAAUCUAUUUAUUUAUAUUUAUUUAUCGAAUUAUUUAUUUUCCUUAUGAAAUCAAGCGUGGAUGGCAAAGGCAAGGAAGCGUAAGCCCAUCCUCCCGUUCCCCCCAGCAGCGCCCCCCCCAACUUAGUUUGUACACUUAAUAGCCGAAAUACAAAGCCGACGCAAAACUCAAGCUCAGCUGUUAUCUGUAGGGUAGUGAAUCUCCAUGAGCAAAUAAAAUGACAAGCAUGAAAAAUA